ACAGGAUGACCAGCAAACCACAAACCCAGUCAAAACCACACAGGGGCGCCAAUAACUCACAGCUAGGCUCAGCAUCAUUCAUCACAAUUAGCACAACAAAACAAGCAAGUUCAGCUUCAUUCGGCUAGUGUGCACUGCUCACUGGUGCAACAGAAAUGUCAGACUGAUGAUUUAAGCAUUUGUCAACCUUAAAAGUUGCUUUCAUAAUAUAAAUUCAUAAUGAUUAAUCUUCUGCUUAAUGAAAUACGUGCAAUAGACACAGAGCAGCUUCUCAGAAAACCAGUAAUUGAAUUGACUCACCUUUUUUCAAAUCAUCUUAUUUGGACUCAGGAUAAACUAUCCAUCAUUUUAACAUCCAUUCAUUUCAUGUCUUUGGAGCACGAAGGCGAUCCACACAGAGAGCACUCCUGACUGACGCUCUGUGGCUCUAGGGGAAACUUUGGGGCAUGUCCAAACAAGCCCCGGCAUCCCGUCCCUCCACAUACUCACACCCCCUUUUUUCCUCACAUAGAAUGAGACCGAAUGCAUCCCGCCACAGUCCUCCGAGUUUCCUGAAGGCUUCUUCACAGUGCAGGAGAGGAAGGAUGGAGGGCUCAUCAUUUAUUUUAUGCUUAUUUUCUACAUGCUUUUGGCUGUCGCUAUAGUCUGCGACGAUUACUUUCUGCCAUCAUUAGAAGUAAUCAGUGAACGUCUGGGAUUGUCACAGGACGUAGCAGGAGCCACAUUUAUGGCAGCUGGAAGUUCUGCACCUGAACUUGUCACAGCCUUCCUAGGUGUGUUUGUGACAAAAGGGGACAUUGGGGUCAGCACCAUUGUGGGAUCGGCUGUCUACAACCUGCUAGGAAUCAGUGGUGCCUGUGGACUUUUAGCCUGUAUGGCUGGGCGUCUCACCUGUUGGCCACUAUUCAGGGACUGCCUGGCAUAUGGGAUCAGUGUCGCUGCUGUCAUUGGCAUUAUUUCAGAUAACAAGGUUUACUGGUAUGAUGCUGCCUGUCUCCUGCUGGUCUAUGGCGUUUACAUUGUGGUUCUGUGCUUUGACCUUCGCAUCAGUGAGUUUGUCUUGAGGAAGCUGAGUCCUUGCUGCACGUGUCUGGGUUCAGGUUCUGGUGAAAAGAUUGAGACACAGCGUCUGCUGGGCUGGAAUGACGACACCAGCUUGCGAGUCCACAGUCGCUCCAGAACAGACAGUGGGAUCUUCCACGACGAGUCGGGAUACUCUCACCUGUCCCUCAGCCUACACGGACUCAAUGAGAUUCCUGAAGCAGAGCAUAAAAGUGUCUUUGCCGUCCUGGAGAGCGACCUGAAAAGGAUUCUCUGGGUACUGUCCCUGCCUAUCAUCACUCUGCUUUUCCUCACCAUCCCUGACUGCAGGAGAAGGUUCUGGAAGCAGUGGUUCAUGAUCACUUUCCUCAUGUCAGCAGUCUGGAUCUCAGCUUUUACAUAUGUGCUGGUGUGGAUGGUCACUGUAGUCGGGAAAGCUGAUAUGGCCAUGUCCAACAUCGUGGGCUCUAACGUGUUUGACAUGCUGUGCCUGGGUUUGCCUUGGUUCAUCAAAACUGCCUUUGUGGACACAAACAACCCUGUAGAGGUCAACAGCACCGGACUGGUCUUCAUUUCCUCCACACUUCUCCUUUCAAUCGUCUUCCUUUUCGUAGCCGUGCACAUCAACGGAUGGAAGUUGGAUUGGAAGUUGGGAAUCGUUUCGCUCAUAUGCUACAUCCUCUUUGCCACUCUGUCCAUCCUUUAUGAGCUGGGAAUUAUUGGGAAUAAUCCCCUAAGACUGUGCAGCGACUGAGAUCUGACCUUCUCAGGACUAAAGCCAUAUUUUCUGAGACAAAACAAAAACGUUAAGCUUUUAAAAAUUUACAAAUAUCAAGUUUCUUCGGCGCACAUACCUGAUGGUCACAUCUCAGUGAACUAUUGGUAAUAUAAUUACCAAAGGUGGCAGUGUUCCUAGGAUCCAUGGGCGUGUUCACCAAGAUCCAGACAAGACCA
Molecule: messenger RNA, 1995 nt
Organism: Oreochromis niloticus (Nile tilapia)
Lineage: Eukaryota; Metazoa; Chordata; Actinopteri; Cichliformes; Cichlidae
Product: sodium/potassium/calcium exchanger 5
Exons: 8
Coding region: 608-1795 (395 amino acids)
Biological process (GO): intracellular calcium ion homeostasis; calcium ion transmembrane transport; melanocyte differentiation
Cellular component (GO): trans-Golgi network; membrane
Molecular function (GO): calcium channel activity; calcium, potassium:sodium antiporter activity
Source: RefSeq, a predicted model, not a curated record